GCGUGGAUGUGUGUGUAUGUGUGUAGAUUAUAUGUGUGUAAUCUGCCUCCACUCGUGUUGAUGUCGACUUGCAGUAACCGACUCUGGCGGUGAAUAGACAGGAUAAAAAUAAAAAUUUUUAAAAAAUUUUAAAAAAGGGGGGAAAAAAUACACGCACGCCAGUAGAACUGUAACACGCCAGCACGACCGCUGACAUGACCAGUCCGGGCUUCCACCGGGUCGAAACGAUGAGCCAGCCUCGACCGGACGAGUUCAAGCCUCCUCCUGAGUGCCCGGUCUUCGAGCCCAGCUGGGAAGAAUUUCGAGAUCCUUAUGCUUUUAUCAAUAAAAUCCGUCCCAUCGCGGAGAAAACGGGAAUUUGCAAAGUCCGACCACCUCCGGACUGGCAGCCUCCAUUUGCGUGUGAUGUCGACAAACUUCACUUUGUUCCUCGGAUUCAGAGGCUCAAUGAACUGGAGGCUCAGACCAGAGUCAAGCUCAACUUUUUGGACCAGAUUGCCAAAUUCUGGGAUUUGCAGGGAUGUUCCCUGAAGAUUCCUCAUGUGGAGAGGAAGAUUUUGGAUUUAUAUAAGCUAAAUAAGCUGGUAGCAGAUGAGGGUGGAUUUGAUGUUGUCUGUCAGGAGCGGCGUUGGACCAGGAUUGCACUACAAAUGGGCUUCGCCCCUGGCAAAGCCGUCGGCUCGCACCUGCGAGGGCAUUAUGAGAGAAUCCUCUAUCCCUACAAUCUGUUUCUGAGUGGAACUAACUUGCUGGCACCAGAUCCAGCUUCCAAACUGAUGCGUUUGGAGGCUGAUCCUGAACUUGAAAAGUGUGUUCAGAAGCCUGUCCAGCCGGCGGAGAGUGCAGAUGACAAGGAGCAGAAGCUGCAGGACCAGGCUCAGAGGCAGCCUCCCCCGCCGCCUGACUCUUGCCCCAGUGCUCGCAGAGCCAAGCGCAUGAAGUGUGAGACCACUUGCGUGAAGACUGAACCAGGUGAGGCAGGCGAGAACCGGCCGAACCUGAGGCGGAGGAUGGGCUCUUUUGUCGCCAAGCCAGAACCAGAAAAGCUGAUUCCCAUUCCAGUGAAACAGGAACCAGUUGAGAGUAAGGAACCAAUAUUUGAAGCCGACAAACCCAAGUCACGGUACAAAAAGAUGAUUCCACCUCUUCCUCCAAGUCCGGUGGAUCUGGUUGUGUGUCUGGUGUGUGGCAGUGGCGGAGAUGAAGACCGCCUGUUGCUGUGUGAUGGCUGUGACGACAGCUACCACACCUUCUGUCUGAUCCCUCCUCUGCACGACAUCCCUAAAGGAGACUGGAGAUGUCCUAAGUGUCUGGCUCAGGUGAUGAUAAACAGCAAGGAAUGCAACAAACCUCAUGAGGCGUUCGGGUUUGAACAAGCGUACAGAGAUUAUUCUCUACGUGCGUUUGGCCAAAUGGCAGAUGCUUUCAAAUCAGAUUACUUCAACAUGCCGGUUCAUAUGGUACCCACAGAGCUGGUAGAGAAGGAAUUCUGGCGUUUGGUUGGCGCCAUCGAGGAAGACGUAACUGUAGAAUAUGGAGCAGAUAUCGCCUCAAAGGAGUUUGGCAGUGGAUUCCCCAUUCCUAAUGGAAAGUUUAAGGUUUCCCCAGCAGAUGAGAAGUACCUCAAAUGUGGUUGGAACCUCAACAACCUGGCCAUGAUGAACCCGUCUGUGCUGACUCACGUAACAGCCGACAUCUGUGGGAUGACGCUGCCGUGGCUUUAUGUUGGCAUGUGCUUCUCCUCCUUCUGCUGGCACAUUGAGGAUCACUGGAGCUACUCCAUCAACUACCUACACUGGGGAGAACCCAAAACCUGGUAUGGAGCUCCUGGUUUUGCUGCAGAGCAGCUGGAGGAGGUGAUGAAGAAAUUGGCUCCAGAGCUGUUUGAGUCCCAGCCUGACCUGUUACACCAGCUGGUCACCAUCAUGAACCCCAACACCCUGAUGGACUACGGUGUCCCAAUUUACAGAACAAACCAGUGUGCUGGUGAGUUUGUCAUUACGUUUCCCAGAGCAUAUCACAGUGGCUUCAAUCAGGGCUUUAACUUUGCCGAGGCAGUCAACUUCUGCACUGUGGACUGGAUGCCUCUGGGCAGACAGUGUGUCGAACACUAUCGGAUGCUGCACCGGUACAAUGUCUUCUCCCAUGAUGAGAUGGUGUGCAACAUGGCCUCAAAAGCAGACAGACUCAACAUGGUCCUGGCCUCAGCAGUCCACAAGGACAUGGUCCUCAUGAUCCAAGAAGAAAAGGAACAAAGGGAUAAAGUGAAGAAAAUGGGUGUGUUGCACUGCAUGGAGGCAAAAUACGACCACCUCCAAGAUGAUGAGCGGCAGUGUGCCAAGUGCAGGACCACCUGCUACCUUUCUGCUAUCACCUGUCCCUGCAGCCCAGGAGUCCUGGUCUGUCUUUACCACAUCAACGACCUCUGCUCCUGCCCCAUCACCAACUACACUCUGAAUUACAGAUACACACUGGAUGACCUGCUCCCCAUGAUGAAUGCUGUGAAGCAGCGAGCUGAGCUGUACGAUCAAUGGGCCUGCCGCGUGACAGAGACUCUAGAGGCUAAACUGGAAAAGAAAAAAGGCCUGCCGGUCUUUCGCUCCCUUCUGGCUGAGUCAGAGUCCAAGCUGUUUCCCGACAACGACCUGCUGCGCCGGCUGCGUCUGGUCACACAAGAUGCAGAGAAAUGCGCCUCAGUGGCGCAGCAGCUGCUGAACGGCAAGAAGCAGACCAGGUAUCGGUGUGGUAGUGGGAAGUCACGGAGCCAGCUGACUGUAGAGGAGCUCAGCUCGUUUGUGAGGCAGCUGUAUAACCUCUCCUGCAGCCUCCCUCAGGCACCCAUGCUGAAGGAACUCUUAAAUCGCAUCGAAGACUUCCAGCAGCACAGCGAGAAGGUCCUGGCAGACGAAGCUCCCAGCGUGGCUGAGAUCCAGAGCCUGUUAGAUAUCAGCUUUGACUUUGACGUGGACCUACCGGAGCUGCCUCGGCUGAGGGUGAGGCUGGAACAAGCGCGGUGGCUGGAGGGCGUGCAGCAGGCCAGCGUCCAGCCCGCCAACCUCUCUCUGGAGACCAUGAGGAGGCUCAUCGACCAGGGAGUUGGUCUGGCACCUCAUCCAUCUGUGGAGAAAGCCAUGGCACGCCUCCAGGAGCAGCUCACUCUGUCCGAGCACUGGGAGGACAAGGCGAGCAGUCUUCUUAAGGCCAGGCCCCCACACUCCAUAGAAACUCUCAGCACGGCUGCUGAGAAGGCCUCUGCGAUCCCUGCUUACCUCCCAAACUGUCUCCUCCUGAAAGACACCAUCAGAAAAGCUCGUGAGUGGCUUCAAGAAAACGAGGAGCUGCAGGCCAGCGGCUGUGUGCUUAUGGUGGACCGUCUUUCUGACAUGGUGUUGCGAGGACAAGCCAUCCAGGUCCACCUGGAGCCUUUAGAGAGGCUCGAGUCUUUAUUGCUGGAUGUGCAGAAAUGGAAAGAAUCUGCAGCAACAACUUUCCUUGAAAAAGAUUCAACCCUCACCUUACUAGAGGUUCUGUGUCCGAGAUUGGAAGUUGGAAAUGUGGCAUCUCCAAAGAGGAAGGCCAAGAAAGGGAAAGAAUGGCCUAAAAACAACAAAAAGAAAACUGCUCGGCUCAACACUCUCUGUGAUGUGGAAAAAGUCCUUUCACAGAGCAAGGACUCUACCUCUGCUACGGCAACUCUGGAGGAGCUGCGUGUGAGGGAGAUGGAAACUUUCUCUAAUCUCAGGGCAGCAAACGAGUCAAAGCUCCUUCCCACUGCUGACUGCAUGGACCUCAAGGUGUGUUUCUGCCAGAAGGCACCUAUGGGUGCCAUGCUGCAGUGUGAACUCUGCAGGGAUGCCUUCCACAGCGUGUGCGUGAGAGACCUGUCAGACUCCUGCGAGGCCCGGCCGUGGCUCUGUCCGUAUUGCCAGCGAUCAGAAAAGCCCCCACUGAAUGAAGUCCUCUCCCUGCUAGCAUCUCUGCAGCACAUCCAGGUGCGUCUGCCAGAGGGCGACUCUCUGAACUAUCUGGUAGAGAGGACACUUAACUGGCAGCAGCGAGCGCAGCAGAUUUCACAGGCGUGCAAUUUCCCAGAACUAGAAGAGAGACCAGGAACCCCUCCCACACUAACCCACUGGGUGUCAGGCUGCGACACUCAGGUCAACAACGCUCAGGCUCCAUGUUUGACUCCAGAGUGGAAUAGGACAAGCCAUGCUCAGACUGUCUUCUACACCGAGCAGAGAUGCAUCCCACUGCAGGGGUUGAAUCACGACCUGGAGGAGCUGUUAGUGGAGGGGCUCCUGCUGCAGGUGUCUCUGCCACAGCUCCAGAGCCUUUACCACGUUUUAUUGGACAGAGCCAGCAGCCAGCACACAAACAGAUGCAUGUCGCCAUUGCAGGAGGAGGCCUCCGACUCUGACAAACACAUGCAGUUUAUCUCUCAGGGAACAAAUAUGCCACUGAACCAGGAUAGUACCAGCAGCACAAGGGAAACCAUGACUGGCUCAGAGAGGAAAACUAAGAGGCAUCUGGAGAGGGAAGGUUUAGAUGCAGAGCGCAAGGGGAAGGACAAAAAGCACUCUCACAAAAGACAGAAGAUCAAUAAAAAGAAGGCUCAGCGCCGGGCAGCUUCGACCUCAUCGUCACCUCGCUCUGAUUUCUCCCAGUCUGACGACUCCGACGAAGAAAUGGCCGUGUGUCCAGCAGAGAGCUGUCAGCAGCCAGAAGGAGAUGAGGUGGAUUGGGUCCAGUGUGACGGCAGCUGCAAUCAGUGGUUUCACCAAGUGUGUGUUGGCGUUACGGCGGAGAUGGCCGAGAAGGAGGACUAUAUUUGUGUCACGUGUACACUGAAUGAUGGACACAUGAGAAAAUGAGGAGACUCCAGAGUUUCCCCGGAAGUCUGCGCGUCCCCAGUCCGUUACUGGAGCCUCGAGUCUGGAUGUGUCACUGAUCCCGUUCCCUUCCUCACCCCACCCCGGGCCCGUCUGUCCCACCCUUUUGUAACAACGGUGCUAUCUCCUCUUUGACUUGUCGUCCGAAACUAUAAUGUUUAGUUAUUUUUUUGUAUUUUUACAUAUAUAUUAUAUAUAUUUCUUUCUUCUGAUGAAUUGUUGUGUGGUGUUUAAAUGGGGAAAAAAAACAGGAUGUGAAGUGUGCUGCAUGGGAUUCUGUUUCAUCGGCGCAGAGGAGUCUUACACCAUGAUACCCAAGUAAAGAGAGUUAAGGUUAAAAUUAUCUUCUUUGGAACCUCCUUGCAUGAUUAACCAGAUCUAUGGGGACAGAAGUUGAGGUAAUCACCCCCUGAACCCCCUCAAGAAGUAACUAUUGCAAUUUUUCUUUUUUCUGUUGUUUUUUUUUUUUCUUUGAAUUCCAUUGUUUAGUACAUGCAUCUUAAUAUAAUUAUUCCUCUUUUUUUGUAGAAUAGGUUUAUUUAUCUGAGCAAUAAUUUUUGUCUGAAUUGACUUAAAUGGCUUGAUCUCCGCUGAGUUGUGUUUUAGCGAUGGUGGUGUGAUGUACAGAAAGUUCCACAGAUGGAUGGGUGACAGCUGUGGAGACACACCUGAGCAGGCUGAAGGAAAAACAUGCUGCUAACAGGCAGAUCCACAGACUGGAACCCAGCAUAAAAUACUGAGGGAAAGACUCGGAAAGGGUGAAGAUGUUACAAGUUUAUAUUGUGGAAUAAAGCCUGUUUGUUCUA
Melanotaenia boesemani (Boeseman's rainbowfish) is the source of this 5695-nucleotide messenger RNA. RefSeq names its product lysine (K)-specific demethylase 5Bb (gene kdm5bb). The coding region runs from base 195 to 4871 and encodes 1558 amino acids. Gene Ontology annotation, biological process: chromatin remodeling. Gene Ontology annotation, molecular function: DNA binding; histone demethylase activity. The transcript has 28 exons. NCBI's taxonomy places the organism in Eukaryota, Metazoa, Chordata, Actinopteri, Atheriniformes, Melanotaeniidae. The record is from RefSeq and is a predicted model, not a curated record. Gene Ontology annotation, cellular component: nucleus.